GAAUCAUCCCGCUCUCCAAACACGACCGACUUCGUCUUCCCGUUUGAUCCCAUUUAAAUCCCUAGAUCUCUCCUUCUCUGCCUCCCCCAUUCGAUCUCUCGGCCUCCUCCUCCACAGAGUUGUAGGAUUGGGAUCUUUUUCUUCUUGCUUAGACAAAGGAUAGAUGUCGUCGGCCGUCAUGAAUAUGACUUCAUUGGCUUUGGGAUGGUUCUCUUCAUCGUUUGAUGCUCCUUUAGCUCGGGCUGUUGUUUUUGGGGUCCAUAUUGAUGGGCAUUUAGUUCUAGAAGUGCUUUUGAUUUUGGUUAUUCUCUUCCAACUCUCAAGGAAGAGUUACAAGCCGCCCAAGAAGCCUCUCACUGAGAAGGAAAUAGAUGACCUUUGUGAAGAAUGGGUUCCAGAACCUCUUCAUCCUCCAAUUACAGAAGAAAUGGUAGUUGAGCCUCCUACAUUGGAAAGUGCUGCAGGGCCGCAUACCAUAAUCGAUGGAAAAGAAGUUGUAAACUUUGCAUCUGCCAAUUAUCUUGGACUUGUUGGGAAUGAGAAGAUAAUUGAUUCCUGUGUUGAUUCUUUGGAGAAGUAUGGUGUUGGUUCUUGUGGUCCUCGUGGUUUCUAUGGCACAAUUGAUGUCCACCUUGAUUGUGAGACCAGAAUUGCAAAGUUUUUGGGAACACCGGAUUCAAUUCUUUACUCUUAUGGAAUAUCAACAAUUUUCAGUGUCAUUCCAGCCUUCUGCAAGAAAGGAGAUAUAAUUGUUGCUGAUGACGGUGUCAACUGGGCUGUGCAAAAUGGGCUCCAUCUAUCUAGGAGCACUAUAGUUUAUUUUAAGCAUAAUGAUAUGGCUUCUCUGCAAAGUGCUUUGGAGAAAACCACUAAGGGAAAUCGGCGGGCAGAGAAGCUCCGACGGUAUAUUGUUAUUGAAGCUGUUUAUCAGAAUUCUGGUCAGGUAGCCCCACUGGAUGAGAUUGUCAGGCUGAAGGAGAAAUACCGUUUCCGACUUAUUAUGGAUGAGAGUAACUCAUUUGGGGUGCUUGGAAAUUCUGGAAGAGGCCUUUCUGAACAUUGUGGUGUUCCGAUUGAGCAAGUUGAUAUCAUAACUGCUGGUAUGGGAAAUUCAUUGGCAACUGAUGGAGGCUUUUGCACUGGAAGUGUUAGAGUUGUUGAUCAUCAGCGACUCAGUAGCUCUGGCUAUGUCUUCUCUGCAUCUUUGCCUCCCUAUCUCGCAAGCGCUGCCAUUUCUGCUGUCAAUCACUUGGAAGAGAACCCAGCCAUCCUCGCGUCAUUGAGGAAUAACAUUGCUCUUCUGUGGAAAUGUCUUUCCGAUGUGCCCGGGCUUACUAUUUCAAGCCAUCCUCAGUCACCCAUAGUUUUUCUAAAGCUGAAGAAUUCAACAGGCUCCUUCAAGAGUGACAUGCAGCUACUUGACAAUAUCGUUGACCGGGUUCUAAAGGAAGACUCUGUAUUCCUUGUCACCUCCAAAAGGUCGAAGUUAGAUAAGUGUCGUCUUCCUGCAGGCAUUCGAAUGUUUGUUUCAGCAGGCCAUUCGGAGGCUGAUGUCCGAAAGGCAGCUGAAUCAUUGAAGAGAGUUGCAGGAUCUCUGUUAUCUUGAGGCUUUUUAUCAGAUGAGAAGGAAGGGAACUUUCUGGCAUAAUUCUGAUCAUCAUAUUCAGACCAACAUGAAUAAGAUGUUUUUGUUGGCUUAUUUUUAGAAUGUAUAUAUAUAUGUUGUAUUUGCAUUCCAUUCUCUGCACUGUAUUUCUAGGAAUUAUGUAGAUCUUGCAUUCCUGAUUGUGAUACUUGUCCAGAAUUUUGCUUCAUUUAUACACUGAAUUAAUGUUGUAACUUUCCUGAGUGUUUGUCAAAUAAACUUUGUUGUAGGGGUGUUUUCAUCA
Molecule: messenger RNA, 1889 nt
Organism: Dioscorea cayenensis subsp. rotundata (Guinea yam)
Lineage: Eukaryota; Viridiplantae; Streptophyta; Magnoliopsida; Dioscoreales; Dioscoreaceae
Product: long chain base biosynthesis protein 1b-like
Exons: 13
Coding region: 164-1606 (480 amino acids)
Biological process (GO): ceramide biosynthetic process; sphingosine biosynthetic process
Cellular component (GO): endoplasmic reticulum
Molecular function (GO): serine C-palmitoyltransferase activity; pyridoxal phosphate binding
Source: RefSeq, a predicted model, not a curated record